Molecule: messenger RNA, 1680 nt
Organism: Postia placenta MAD-698-R-SB12
Lineage: Eukaryota; Fungi; Basidiomycota; Agaricomycetes; Polyporales; Adustoporiaceae
Product: glycoside hydrolase family 20 protein
Exons: 11
Coding region: 1-1680 (559 amino acids)
Biological process (GO): glycosaminoglycan metabolic process; carbohydrate metabolic process
Cellular component (GO): membrane
Molecular function (GO): beta-N-acetylhexosaminidase activity
Source: RefSeq, a predicted model, not a curated record
AUGUUCCGUAAGGCUGUCCUCGUUGCAGGAUUCCUUGCGGUAGUCUCGCGUGUUGACGCGCUCUGGCCGCUACCUACCACUCUCUCCGAAGGAACGAGUGCCUUGCGUCUGUCGUAUGGCUUCCACAUCGCCGUGUCGCCCAGCGUGGGCUUCCCGCCCUUGGACCUCACGGAGGCGAUCGUGCAGACGCAGACGUACCUUCUGACCGACGAUCUCGGUCGGCUUGUCGUUGGCCGCGGCGCGAGCGACGUCAGCGCGUUCGAGACGGCGGCGUACCUCUCAGAGCUGACGCUGACGCUCAAGCCGGGAUCGGAGGUCAACUCCAUCACCACCGAGGCCCAAAAGCCCAUCGAGGAGCGUGACGAGGCAUACACCUUGUCUGUGCCUGCGAAUGGCAGUGCUGCCGUCAUCGAGGCUACGUCGACUCUGGGCCUCUUCCGAGGCCUGACUACGUUCAGCCAGCUUUGGUACACAUACGAGGGGACGAUCUAUGCUGUCAACACCCCGGUCGAAAUUGAUGAUACCCCCGCUUACCCCUACCGCGGUCUGCUCUUGGACACAGCACGUAACUACUUCCCUGUUGCGGAUAUCUUGCGCACCCUCGAUGCCAUGAGCUGGGUCAAGAUCAACGAAUUCCACUGGCACGUCGUCGACAGCCAGAGCUUCCCUCUUGAGAUCCCGGGAUAUGAGGAGUUGGCUACCUACGGCGCAUAUGGCCCAGGUAUGGUCUAUACAGCUGCCGACGUCGAGAACAUUGUCUCCUACGCUGGUGCUCGCGGGAUUGACGUCCUGGUCGAGAUCGACACGCCGGGUCAUACCGCCGCCAUUGCUGAUGCCCACCCGGACUAUGUGGCCUGCAAUGACGCUCGUCCCUGGGCAGACUUCGCGAACGAGCCCCCCGCUGGUCAGAUCCGCUUCGCCACGCCCGAUGUUGCGUCUUGGACUGCAGGCCUCUUCACGGCGGUCUCCAAGAUGUUUCCCUCGUCCAUUGUCAGCACCGGCGGUGACGAGAUUAACCAGAACUGCUACGAGAAGGACGAACCGACGAUGACGAUCCUGAACGCGACCGGAGAGCCGUUCGCGGAGGCGUUCCAGAACGCAUUGAACGACUUUGUGGGUGGCACGCACAGUGCUUUGAAGAGCGCUGGAAAGACGCCUGCUGUCUGGGAGGAAAUGGUUCUUGACUUCAACCUGACGCUCGCCGAUGACACCCUUGUACUUGUCUGGAUCUCCUCGGAUGACGUCAAGGCUGUUGCCGACAAGGGCUUCCGUAUUAUUCAUGCUGCGUCCAAUUACUUCUACCUGGACUGUGGCGGUGGUGGCUGGGUCGGCGAUUAUCCCGCAGGCGAUAGCUGGUGCGACCCUUUCAAGACUUGGCAGUACUCGUACACUUUCGAUCCUCUGGCCAAUCUGACGUCGGACCAGUACCACCUCAUUAUGGGCGGUCAGCACAACCUCUGGACCGAGCAAUCCAGUGCGUCCAACCUGGACCCCAUUGUCUGGCCGCGUGCUGCGGCAUCCGCCGAGCUCUUCUGGAGCGGCGCAGGGGGAAACGUCACUGCCGCGCUCCCGCGUUUGCAUGAUGCCUCGUUCCGCAUGCAGCAGCGUGGCGUGAACUCGAUCCCGCUCCAACCGCUCUGGUGCGCCCUCAGGCCGUUCGAAUGCGACCUCACCUGGUAG